AUGCACUUCAACAUUAUUCUCCUGGCCUCGAAUCUAGCCCUCUGGAGCAGCCUGGUGGUCGCCUCUUUAGGAGACCUCAGAAGCCCCGGUCCUGUAACCGGCUCCAGCCUGCUUGGAAAGCGGCUCGAGAAACUGGCCAGACGAGCUCAUGCGGUAACUGAGCGUGCUAUUACUGAAAAAACUGAUGAUAUUGCUAAGAGAGGAGGCCUGGGAGGCUUGGACCUUGGGGACAUGAUGGAUGAAUUACUUGGGAAAUCGUCUAGUUCCUCUGCAGUACCAACCCCAAUGCGAACUCCGACUCCGAUGUCCACGCCUGUCUCGAUACCAACUCCUACUCUUACCCCGUUUUACACGCCUAUCUCAAUGCCAACUCCUACUCCUACCCCUUCGUCUUCAUCCAGCCCGUUGAAAGCCGUGGAGAACCUCCUUCGUGCAAGACAGGGGGCUCCCCGAAGAUGA
Penicillium odoratum is the source of this 459-nucleotide messenger RNA. RefSeq lists its product as uncharacterized. NCBI's taxonomy places the organism in Eukaryota, Fungi, Ascomycota, Eurotiomycetes, Eurotiales, Aspergillaceae. Bases 1 to 459 code for a protein of 152 amino acids. The record is from RefSeq and is a predicted model, not a curated record. The transcript has a single exon.